Mercenaria mercenaria is the source of this 1979-nucleotide messenger RNA. RefSeq names its product interferon-induced protein 44-like. NCBI's taxonomy places the organism in Eukaryota, Metazoa, Mollusca, Bivalvia, Venerida, Veneridae. The record is from RefSeq and is a predicted model, not a curated record. The transcript is spliced from 9 exons. The coding region runs from base 444 to 1844 and encodes 466 amino acids.
CAGUUUAUUUUGCAAGCUUCUUUCUUUGUUAUUUAUAAUAAUAUUACUGUAUUUCAUAUACCUAACAAUUGUAUUAAAUAUUUGUUCUUUUUAAACCAUUCCUAAGAAAGUAAGAAAACGAAAGUAUAGGUCAAAGAUCAAGCAGGGGUGGGGUUGAAUAACGUUUCAUUUAUAAAUGCAUCCUUUAGGUGUAUAAUCUGUUCGUGCAGUAGUGUCAGUGAUAUCUGAAAGUUUGUUUUCUGAAAACUUGUAAUAUGCUACGAUCAUUGUUUUCUUUUUUUCAUAAAUGUGAUCAUACCCAACACUCAGUGCUUUUGUACCGUACACACGGAUAAAACGUCUCGAUUCAGCAUUUUGUGACAGUUGUAUCAAACUUUGUGCUGUGAGCCCGUGACACGUGACGAUAAUAUUUUUGCUCAAGAAAAAAGAAUUUUCAUUCUACAAUGGGAGGAAAGCUAUCUGAUAAAGACAUGGACCAGCUGGAACGAUGGAUAGGUACAGGUCCUAAAAUAUUCACACUGCUCUAUACUAUCACAAGAGAUGGAUGUAAUUCUACAACCUUCCACCAGAAAUGUGACAACCAGGGACCUACAGUAACGGUGCUGUAUAACCAACAGGGAUCUGUGUAUGGUGGAUAUGCUCCUGUUAACUGGACCAGUAGCGGCGGAUGGAUCAAUAACACCACUGCCUUCUUGUACCAGUUGAGGUUAAACGGAAAUGACAAAACUACAAAGUUUACUUUAAAACCAGCAGGUUAUCUGCAUGCACUGUACCACUGUCAAAGCUACGGUCCAACUUUCGGUAGUGGUCAUGACCUCCCUACCUUUAGAAACACAGUAAACAGCUCCGGACACAGCUACGACUGUCAGGGUAUCUCUGCCGACCAGAUCAUCAACGGUAACUCGAACGUUACCGAACUCGAGGUGUACAAAGUUGCAGAUGGCAAGAGACAGAAAACAGUGGAGAAAGAAUGCAGUAAACCAUGGCGAAAGACGCGAGACUGGAAUGAGCAGUUGUUGAACGAACUUACUGAAGACAUUGUAUCGUUCAAACCACUUCCGGACUUGAAGGUGACUGAUGCCCGGAUCUUGAUUAUCGGUCCUGUGGGGGCUGGGAAGUCAAGUUUCUACAAUACUAUCAACUCAGUAUUCCGGGGCCGAAUCACACAGAAAGCAUGUAGUGGUAGCGCGGAGCAGAGUCUUACAACUACUUACACUCCUUACAAGGUGAAAGUGAAAUCGGGCGCGCCACUUAACUUCCGGUUGUGUGAUACACGUGGUCUAGAAGAAUCACAAGGUCUAGAUGUUCUCGAGUGCAACUAUCUAUUGGAUGGUAACAUUCCUAACUAUUACCAGUUCAACCCGACUACACUGAUUUCUCCGAAAACCCCCGGUUUUAAGGCCAGUCCUACUACCAAUGAUGUUAUACACUGUGCGGUGUUCGUGCUGGACGCUACCACCCUCGAGGUUCUGUCAACGAAAAUCAUAGAAAAAAUGAAAGGCUUUCAAAACUUGAUGAAUCAGAAAGGAAUUCCACAGAUCAUACUACUCACUAAGAUAGACAAACUCUGUAAAAAUGUCGAAAAAGAUGCGUCGCUGGUCUUUAAGAGCCCGGAAGUGGAGCAGCACGUAGAAAAGGCCUCGCAGCUUCUCGGACUACCACGUGCUAAUGUACUUCCGGUGAAGAACUAUGAGAAUGAGAAUGAACUUGACGACAACAUAAGCAUCCUGGCAUUGUUGGCACUUCGCCAAAUUCUGUAUUUCGCUGAAGAUUUUCUAGAUCAUAUGUUGGAUAAAAAGAACGAUGAACAGUCAGAAAUGGAAAAACUAAAGGUUGAAAACUAAGUAACAACUUUGAGGAUUACAAGAAUAUACGUUUACAUGAUAAUCCCGGAGUAUUUUUAAAUCAACGUAUUUUGUGAAAUAUUAUAUUGAUUUAAUAGUGAUAAAAUCAUGUAUCAGUUUUGUAUAUAAACUACA